Aspergillus steynii IBT 23096 is the source of this 1345-nucleotide messenger RNA. Its product is annotated as Gfo/Idh/MocA family protein. Lineage: Eukaryota; Fungi; Ascomycota; Eurotiomycetes; Eurotiales; Aspergillaceae. The record is from RefSeq and is a predicted model, not a curated record. Gene Ontology annotation, molecular function: nucleotide binding. The transcript has 3 exons. Bases 73 to 1338 code for a protein of 421 amino acids.
CUGAUACAUAAGUCUCUGUCGAGUAUUCAUAUCGAUCUGUCCUAGUUGAACUAUUGGAAUAUCUUACUCACGAUGCUCAACCACUUGUAUCGCGUGUACGCAGGCUUUUUUAACCCCCCACCGGCCCGGAAACGCGAUGACGCCAUUCGAUUCGGUCUGCUUGGCGCAUCCAACAUCGCUCCCGUCGCUUUGAUCACUCCUGCAAUAUCGCACUCGGAAGUCAUCGUCGCGGCAGUCGCAGCCAGAGACCGCUCCCGAGCCGAGGCAUAUGCUCAGAAACACAACAUCCCUGUGGUUCACUCCACUUACGAGGACCUCGUGCAAGACCCCUCCAUCGACGCCAUCUACAUCGCCCUCCCCAACAACCUCCACUGCGAAUGGGCCCUGCGCUCCCUCCGCGCCGGCAAGCACGUCCUCCUCGAGAAGCCAUCGUGCUCGAACGCCGAAGAAGCACGCGCCCUCUUCACCCACCCGCUUCUGAAAAGCCCAGACGCCCCCGUCCUGCUCGAAGCAUUCCACUACCGCUUCCACCCCGCCUGGCAGACCUUCCUGGCGCGCAUCCACGCCGACCCGGUCGGUCGCGUGAGAAAGGCCCUCGCUCAGCAGUUCCUGCCUAAGGGUGUCAUUGGCGAUGAUGAUAUCCGGUGGCGGUUUGAUCUCGCCGGCGGCGCGAUGAUGGAUUUCGGUACGUAUCCGAUGAAUUGUCUUCGGCAGAUCUUUGGGCAGGAGCCGAGUGAGGUGUUGGAGGUUGGGGUUCGUGGGUUGGCGGCGCCGCCGGUAGGGUUGAAGGAGGCAGAGCAAGUGGAUCAGGCGAUUACAGGGAGGUAUCGGAUGGCAGAUGGCGCGGAGGGGACGCUGGUGGCGGAUCUGGCGGCGUCGGGUGGGUGGCCGCUGCUGCCGAGUUCGUGGACGAAGAGAUGGCCGGGGCUGGGGUGGCCGAAGUGUGAGGUUGAGUUGGAGGAGCAUGUUGUGGAGGAUAAAGAGGGGGAGGUGCAUACUGUGCAGAGGAAUGUGGUGCUUUGGAAUCAUUUGAUGCCGAGUCUUUAUCAUCGGGUGGAUGUGGAGGAUACGCAUGUGGUUCGAGUGGGCGAGGAGGUGGUGAAGAGCUGGAAAGAGACGAGGCACGAAAAGGCGUAUAAGUGGGCUUCUGGUGAUGCGCAGGACUGGUGGACUACUUAUCGGUAUCAGCUGGAGGAGUUUGUCAACAAGGUUAAAGGAAGGGAGGGGUCGGGGGUGUGGGUUGAUGCGGAGGAUAGCAUCAGGCAGAUGGAGGCUAUCGAUGAGACGUACCGCAAGGCGGGGCUGAAGGUGAGACCAGGAAGUGACUUUCAGCUGUAGGUUAGGU